Messenger RNA from Cryptosporidium muris RN66, 2538 nucleotides. RefSeq names its product MutS domain-containing III family protein. The transcript has a single exon. The record is from RefSeq and is a predicted model, not a curated record. Gene Ontology annotation, cellular component: MutSalpha complex; nucleus. Gene Ontology annotation, biological process: mitotic recombination; mismatch repair. Lineage: Eukaryota; Apicomplexa; Conoidasida; Eucoccidiorida; Cryptosporidiidae. The coding region runs from base 1 to 2538 and encodes 845 amino acids. Gene Ontology annotation, molecular function: ATP binding; mismatched DNA binding; ATP-dependent DNA damage sensor activity.
AUGGCUAAUACUAGUGAAUUAGAUUCUAAUUUGUGUUUUUUAUGCUCUAUAGCGUUGAGAGUGAGCUUGUCUGGCCCAGUUGCAGGUUUGAGUUUUUUUAAUAAUAGAAGUGGGACAUUCUCUGUAUGUGAAAUAUCUGAUAAUGAUCAAUUUUCUGAAAUAGAAUCUUUACUAGUAAGAAAUAAACCAAAUAUGUUAGUUUAUAGUAUUCAGAAUGAUCAAUUAGGUCUCAGAACAUUUAAAAAUAUUAUUGAGAUGCAGAAUAGCACUACUGAAGAGAUAAGGAGUAAGACAUGUACAAUGGAUUCUAUUAUAGAUAUUUUAAGCCCCUUAUUAAGAAGAUCACAUAGAAGCUAUAGAAAAGAACUCGAAAGUGACAUAAUUAGGGAAUCUUUAUACAAUUUGAUAAAUUAUUUUAGAUUAAAUCAGAGCUCUGAGAAUGAUGGUAAAUGUGAAAUAAAGUUUUUGUUGGUUGAUGGAUAUAUGAGAAUGGAUAGUGCUUGUAUUCACUCUUUAAAAAUUUUUCCUGUUAAAGGAGAAAGUUCAAGGGUAUCUACUAGCCUAUAUGGAUUACUUAACAAAACUAGAACAGCUAUUGGAAGCAGGAAACUAGAAAGUUGGCUUAGACAACCACUGACUGACUUAGAAAUAAUUUCUAAACGUCAGGAUAUAGUGGAAUUUUUUAGUGAAAAUGAUAUAUUACGACAAAAGAUAUAUGGUGUAUAUUUAAGGAAAGUAUGUGAUUUAGAUAAGAUUUCAAGUAAAUUUAGAAGAGUUGCUUCAAUAAACUUUGAAGAUAUAAAAUCUUUAAAACAAUCCUAUAGAAACUCGGAAAAUUUACUCUUAAAGUGCACAUUGGAAGAUGUGGUAAAAGUUUAUGAUUCUAUUAGUCAGUCUACACUUAUGUUUAAAGAUAUAACUGAAUCUAUUUCUGAGAUGGGUGCAUCAGAGACACUUUCCAAAAAGAUCAUUGAUUCUAUUUAUUCAUUAAUUUUAUUUCCAUUGGAAGAGAUAUUAUCAAAAUUUAAGGGAUAUAUUCAAUUAGUAGAAUGUACUGUUGACCUAGAUGAAGCAAAUAAUGGUAAUUACUUUGUGGUUUCUCAUUUUACUCCAGAAUUAGAAGCCUUAUCCAAAGAGAAGGAGAGAAUUAAGAAGAAUAUUGAAUCUCAUAGAAAGGAAAUAGAAGAUUUUUUAUAUGAAGAACGAGGCCAAGUGAAUUUUGAUAGUAAUAGAGAAGCAGUUAGAGUAUUAAAUGAAGGUACUGAUAAUAUGUUAUGUUUCAGAGUUACUCGUAAAGAUAUAGAAUUUUUUCAAGAUAAGAGAUUUAAAAAAGUUAGAAUAAAUAAAAAUGACUAUAUUUUUAGAACCCAAGAACUCUGCAAACUUUCAGAAGAGCAAGAUGAAGCUAUUUCUCGCUAUAAUAAAGCUCAAACUUUAGUAUUAACGAAGACAAUAUCAGUUGCUUCUACAUAUUGGUCUUUAAUAGAAAAAUUGUCGAAUAUAUUGGGUACAAUUGAUGUUCUACUAAGUUUCACCUUGACUUCUCUUUGUGCUCCAAAACGCUUUGUAAGACCUAAGAUAACAGAUGGAAAUUGUAAUAAUAAAGAAGAACCACACAAGUGUGGUUGUAGAUUGAUAUGCAAGAAUCUUAGGCAUCCUUUAGUAGAAGCACAAGGGAAUUUAGGGACUACUUUUGUAGCUAAUAAUGUAGAUAUGCAUAGGCAUGGGAAUCUAUUGACUGUUAUAACAGGUCCAAAUAUGGGGGGGAAAUCUACCUAUAUACGUCAAAUUGCUAUUUGUACAUUAUUAAGCCAGAUAGGAUGCUUUGUACCUGCAGAAGAGGCUCAGUUACCUAUAAUGCAUCAACUUAUGUGCAGAAUAGGAGCAUCUGAUGCUCAAUUAUUAGGAAUCUCUACAUUCUUUGCUGAAAUGAUUGAAGCUGCAGCUAUACUUCGAAGUGCAACUCCACAGACACUUGUUAUAGUUGAUGAAUUGGGCCGUGGAACAUCAACUUACGAUGGAUUUGGUUUGGCAUGGUCAAUUGCAUCUUGCUUAGUUAAAGAAAAACAGAGCUAUACUUUAUUUGCAACUCACUUUCAUGAACUGAGCAUCUUAGAAUUUGCUAUGGAAAAUGUAACUAAUUUAAAAGUAACAGCAGCCACAAAGAAGAGAGCUUUAGAGAAGAACGAAAAUAUUUUGACUUUCUUUUAUAAAGUGGAGAAAGGUUCAGCUGAUGAAUCUUUGGGUGUAGAUGUUGCGGAACUCUCUGGAUUACCAGAAGUGACAAUUAAAAGAGCCAGACAGAAGGCUUCUGAACUAGAAGAUAUAGAGCGUAUUUAUAUGGACACAUCAGCAACACGAGAAAAAAGAAUUCGAACUCUUACGGACAUAUCUUCUAAGCUUUAUUCAGGCCUAAGAAAAAUUCUGGAUAGCUUUAUUAUUUCAAGUACACCCAUGGAAUUUAAGGAAAAUGUCUCGGGCUUAUGGGAAAAUCUACGUGAUCUAUCGAAAGGAACUGCAGGAAUUUGUUCAGCUUAA